GGAGUCUGGAUCGCAUCCUCCUGCAUCUGUGAUCGCAGUAAAGUGUCGUGAGGAAUAGAGAGUCACUGUUUCCUCAAAGUUAUUUGUGGUUUUCGACCAAGCAAAGCAUCCUUCCUCACCCAGGAACCAUUAUCACGGAACGAGCCUGCAGUUCAAGGCCAUCAUGCCAGGUACAACUGAGACUCUGCAGUUUAGUUUGCCCAACCAUGGGGACUCCAUGCUCAGCAAAAUGAAUGAUCUGAGAGAAGAACGUCGCUUCUGUGACAUCACACUCAUCUUGGGGGCACCGCAGGACUCUGCUGUCCAGCCUCUCCAGUUCCAAGGUCACCGAGUGGUGCUUGCAGCCUCCUCAGACUUCCUGCGUGAUCAGUUCCUGCUUCACAAAGGCCGAUCAGAGCUGAGCAUGGCUGUUGUUUCCAGCGUGAAUGUUGCCAAGACACUACUCCUGUCCUGUUACACUGGGCUCCUAGAGGUCCCCCUGCGAGAGCUGGUGAGCUACUUGACUGCAGCCAGUGUACUCCAGAUGAGCCAGGUGGUGGAGAAGUGCAUCCAGGCUAUCUCUCACUACCUCAGUCCCACCAUGUCUUUCCUGAAUCUGGCUGGACGUUCAGAGGAGAAGGAAACCCAGCAGCUUAACAGCAGGUGGCCGAGUUCCAGCUUAGAAAAUCAGAAGGAAAGGGAUGCGGCCCUGCCCGCCACUAGCUUCCAGAAAGCAAAUACCACGGAAGCUGGAACAGUCAUGAUACACUCCAGAAGACAUCUGUCCAAAAGUCAUUUUACUGCAGAUAACUCAGACAGCGCAGUGUUUCAAAAGCCAUACUUGUGCAGGAAGUGUGAAAAAGUCUUUCAGCACUUUGAGAGCUAUGUGGGCCACCUGAAAGAGCACAGACAGUAUUUCUGUUUGGUCUGUGGAAAAGUCUUUUCUCACAAGAAUAACCUGACUCACAUACGCGUCCACUCUGGUAUCAAGCCUUUUAGGUGCCCUCUGUGCCACAUGACAUUUACCCAGAAGGCCAUGCUGCAACACCACUUCAAUCUCCACAUAGGGGAGAAGGCCCCAUUAGUAUAA
Messenger RNA from Archocentrus centrarchus (flier cichlid), 1069 nucleotides. Its product is annotated as zinc finger and BTB domain-containing protein 26-like. The transcript has 4 exons. Bases 164 to 1069 code for a protein of 301 amino acids. The record is from RefSeq and is a predicted model, not a curated record. NCBI's taxonomy places the organism in Eukaryota, Metazoa, Chordata, Actinopteri, Cichliformes, Cichlidae. Gene Ontology annotation, molecular function: DNA-binding transcription factor activity, RNA polymerase II-specific; RNA polymerase II cis-regulatory region sequence-specific DNA binding; protein binding. Gene Ontology annotation, biological process: regulation of transcription by RNA polymerase II.